ACAGACAACGAUGAACAAGCAACCCCCCCACAGUGAACUCCCGCUACUGUGCCUGUAUUACAGACAACCAUGAACAAGCAAUCACCCCACAGUGAACUCCCACUACUGUGUCUGUAUGACAGACAACCAUGAACAAGCAACCACCACACGGUGAACUCCCACUACUGUGCCUGUAUGACAGACAACCAUGAACAAGCAAUCACCACACAGUGAACUCCCACAACUGUGUCUGUAUGACAGACAACGAUGAACAAGCAAUCACCCCACAGUGAACUACCACUACUGUGCCUGUGUGAUAGACAACGACGAUCAGGUACAUGUAAUAGCCAUUCUUUAUGGUCUUUAUGAGAGAGAACAACGAAUAAUCCCAGCUCUGCUCUUGAAUAUGAGUGUACAAGAACAAAUACUCACACUUAAAUGUAUUUGUAACCGAUAACUACGACCAAACAACAACCACACUACAGUGUAGGUAUGGUAGACAACCAAUACAGAACAAACAUCGACUUUAAUAAUAGUUGCAACAAUGUUAAUACCUAAUGGAUAGUCAACAUAAAACAACAAAGACAUACAGAGAUUAAAAACAAGGAAUUGACAGGAUAACCAUUCGGAAAAAGAACGUCCACGGGCAAAGCAUUAUAAGGUACUGGGAAUCCAAACCUUUGUGAAUGAUGGAUGAUCUGAUGAAGGCAGAAUUCUCCAACUUGGUGAAAUUUGUAAAGCCAUCCAGUGACAAAGCAGACUCGGAGUCAUGUAAGGGACAACUCCUUGAAUCUAACUGUGAACAGCCCUUGUCUGGAAAUGAUGCAGUCCUUUUUUACAAGGACAUCAUAUCAAGUCAUUCAGGCAAGUCAAAAGACCGGAACAGUAGUGGACAGAGUGAUGACACAUCGCUAGAACAGGUCAAUCCAAAACGCCAUAAGAGGGGACAGCUGGAACUGUGCAAACAACCUAGUAAUAUGUUAGUUCAAUGCCAGAACUUAAAUGUGGGAACUUUUCUGACAAGUUCCCAGAAUGGAGACCUAGCCAGAGUCGAGGCGUGUUUGACCGCCGGUGUGGACGUAAACAGUCAGGAUCGGUUUGGGUGGACAGCACUCAUGUGUGCUGCAUGUAGUGGACAGAGGAGAGUGGUAAAACAGCUAUUGGGCAGUGGUGCCAAUACACAUCUCACUGCAUCAGGUGGCAAAACGGCUGCUUCCAUUGCUUCUGAUGCAGGUCACUGUGGGAUAAUGAAAUUGAUAUCAGAUUUUGACCUGAGUAAACGUGAGGUCAUUGAUGGAAGAACAAGGUCCUCUUCCACUGGUACAAAUGACCUAGAGGUGCAUACAUUCUACUGUGAUGUUUGUAAACAGGACAUCAAAGAAGCCUCACAAACACAUCAUCAAACAUCAACAGUACAUCUAUUUAAUAAAAAGGUGAAAGCAAAACCUCACAGUUUCUUGGAACAUUCCAGGAACAAAGGGUAUCAGAUAAUGAGGCGAACUGGAUGGGAUGGUGAGAAAGGCUUGGGGUCGGAGGGUCAGGGACAGAAAUUUCCAGUUAAGACAGUUAUUAAAAAGGACAGGGCUUGCUUAGGAUCUGACAGAUCUAAGGAGAAAGCUAAGGUUACACAUUUUGGCCCAAGAGACAUCAGUGCUGUUAAGAGAAAUGUUCAUGUGACUGAAAGGAAAAUGUCUGCCAGAACUUUAAGCAAAAGGGCUCAGAAAGCAAAGGAGAGAAAACUAAACCAAUGGGAGAAAAAGUUGAGAUUUGAGUUCAAUUUAAAUGACUAAUUCUUUCAUAUUCAAAAGGUUGGUUGCAAAUUUUCCCAUGUAAGCAGUGAUUAUUAGUGCAUGUUUGUACUUGUAUGUCUUUUUCCAAAUGUAAUCAAUAAAAGUAUGGAAUAUACUCAUU
Molecule: messenger RNA, 1890 nt
Organism: Mizuhopecten yessoensis (Yesso scallop)
Lineage: Eukaryota; Metazoa; Mollusca; Bivalvia; Pectinida; Pectinidae
Product: G patch domain and ankyrin repeat-containing protein 1 homolog
Exons: 2
Coding region: 666-1769 (367 amino acids)
Molecular function (GO): protein binding; nucleic acid binding
Source: RefSeq, a predicted model, not a curated record